Molecule: messenger RNA, 501 nt
Organism: Candidula unifasciata
Lineage: Eukaryota; Metazoa; Mollusca; Gastropoda; Stylommatophora; Geomitridae
Source: the annotation of a GenBank genome assembly
AUGAAGAUUUACAGAUGUUGCGAAACAGGGGAUGAAAUGUUCACGGACACCUACCCACUUGAACUUGUGGGUGGCCUGUUCAGGAUUAAAGGCAGCGCUGAAGAGCAGCAGGAUGAAGGAGCAGAGGAAAGCAGCUACUCCGACAUAGAUGCCGUCCUUGACAACAGGCUACAGAAAACUGGCUUCUGCUCAAACAAAGAUUUCAUGUCAUAUUUCAGGGACUUUAUGAAGAAGGUAGAGGCAUACAAAAAGGAGAAGAAUCCAGAUUUUGAUGUGACAGCCUGGCGAACUGAAAUCCAUAAUACUUUCAAGACUGUCCUAGCCAAUUUUGACCAGUAUGAAUUCUACACUGGAGAAUCCUGCAACCCAGAUGGUAGCAUUGCCAUGGUGAAAUGGGAAACCCCAGCAGGAGAGACAGAUGAUAUUCCUUGUGUGUACUUCUUUGCUGAUGGUUAUGAAGAAGGUAGAGGCAUACAAAAAGGAGAAGAAUCCAGAUUUUGA